Porites lobata is the source of this 1081-nucleotide messenger RNA. Lineage: Eukaryota; Metazoa; Cnidaria; Anthozoa; Scleractinia; Poritidae. The record is from the annotation of a GenBank genome assembly.
AUGAAUCUACAGCCUCUUCACAGCGCCCUUAGAAGCUUUAAUGUACAGGACGGCGCCAGAAUGUCGGGGGUUUAUGAAAUUUGCAGGAAUAAUGAGGUGAAUUUGUUUUAUCAGGUAGUAAAAGUCGGCCAAAGGGACUGCAUGGGGCUACGUUCACACGGCGCAGGAAGAAUUUUCAACCGAUCAAAAAUUCGUGCGGUCAGGUGUUUGGUUCACACCGGAACCAAGCUAACCCGUACAAAAACUUUGAACGGCUAGAUGUUCAAAAAUUGAAUGCUAAAAUCGAGGUCAAAAUUUUAAUCACGGCUUGUCGAAAAUUAAACCGGCGCAAUGUGAACACCAUGACCGACAAAAUUUUGUAGGACAAAUACGACCAGAGUGGUGUGAGCGCCAUAAAGGUGCAUUUCAAUGGAUGCGUAGUAACUCAGCUGGGAGAUAUCAUUUUGGAUUUUCUAAGGAGUAACCUUAUUUACGCAUGAGUAAAUGGUAAACCCUCUUCUGAAAAGUUAAAAUUCAACCUGGUUUGUCAGUUUCGAGAGUGAGCAGAGCAAAAAUAUUGAGUGGUUCCGGUGCCAUUUGAAUGUAGCCUAGAUCUUUAAAAUGAACCAGGAGCCCGUGACUCUUGCUUUCAACUGGAUGUCAACUCUAGUCUCAAAAGUUCUCGGCUCAGGUGUCACAAUUGACAAUAUAGGUGGAAAAGGUUUGGAACGAGAUAGAUCCAAAAUGGCAAUUGAAAAUUUCAAAUACUAUUACACUAAAUUUCAUGUCGUCGUUUGCAACUAAAUAUUAACAGUGUUGCUUAUCUUAGAAGAUCAUCUACAUUGGUGGAAAUCCCUACUUCAGUAACAUCCGAUACUGUCUAAACGCUCAUUUUAGCGGGAAUGAUGGACUUCCCAUCGGCAGAUAUUUGAGUAGUCCAGGAAAACGACGGUGGAGAAAUAUCUCAGUGCGGUGGCUUACUUGUCUGAACCCACCUGAAAUCGUGUAUUAUUUAUUAGAAGAUUAUCAAAUCAGGCACGGACGUUUACCAAUUUACAAUAAUGCUCCUAACCCAGACGCGAGGGACUGGAACUCAGACUGA